Messenger RNA from Pollicipes pollicipes, 692 nucleotides. RefSeq names its product tetratricopeptide repeat protein 36. The transcript is spliced from 3 exons. The coding region runs from base 27 to 314 and encodes 95 amino acids. The record is from RefSeq and is a predicted model, not a curated record. NCBI's taxonomy places the organism in Eukaryota, Metazoa, Arthropoda, Thecostraca, Pollicipedomorpha, Pollicipedidae. Gene Ontology annotation, molecular function: protein binding.
ACAACCGCGCCCAGCUGCUGCGUCUCAUGCACCGCAACAACGAGGCGAUGGGUGACGCCGAGCGGGCGGUGGAGCUGAGUGAGGCGCGCGGCCUGGCCGGCCGCCAGGCGCUCUGCCAGCGUGCCCAGCUGCACCAGCUGGCCGGACAGCAGGAGCUGGCGCUUGACGACUACCGGCGCGCCGCGCAGCUCGGCAGCCAGUUCGCCAAAACUCAGCUGGUGGCCCUCAACCCGUACGCCGCACUUUGCAACCGCAUGUUGAGCGAGGUGAUGAGCAAGCUGCGCGAGGGCGAGGUUAGCGGCCCGAAGACAUGAGGGGGCGAGGCAUCACCGACACGUAGAGCCGCUUGAUGCCGCCACAAGCCGCGGCGGUACACGAGCUGUAGUGAAGGGGCGCAAAUAUGGUGAAGGUACGCUAACUGCAAAUAUUCCGUCCAUAGUUCCGUCCGAAGAAGAACGGUGUCCCAUGCAGGGACACGCUGUGUUGUACAAGUCCAGAUGAUGCUUAACGAGACGAAGCGCGCUGUCGAAUGAGGUGAAAAGUCGUUCAGGUGUCCGGGGCGAGAUUUUGGCUUAAGGCCUUCUUCUUGUCCGGACAUUGUAUGCUUUUACUGCGCUGUGCAUCCAGCGAUACGAUUGUGCCAUAUGAUCGGGCUGUGGCCGAGGGUCGUGCAAUAUACACCCCCGAUCGUA